Molecule: messenger RNA, 438 nt
Organism: Calliphora vicina (urban bluebottle blowfly)
Lineage: Eukaryota; Metazoa; Arthropoda; Insecta; Diptera; Calliphoridae
Product: larval cuticle protein 65Ab1-like
Exons: 1
Coding region: 31-348 (105 amino acids)
Cellular component (GO): chitin-based extracellular matrix
Molecular function (GO): structural constituent of chitin-based larval cuticle
Source: RefSeq, a predicted model, not a curated record
UUCUUUUGACUAACAGAAUAAUACAACAAUAUGAAAUUCUUCAUUGUUUUCGCUGCUCUCUUCGCCGUCGCUUUGGCUGCUCCCGCUGAACACGGUGCCGAAAUCGUUAGACAAGAAUCUGAUGUUCAACCUGAAAGCUACAACUUUGUUUCCGAAACCUCCGAUGGUACCCACAAGUCCGAAGAAGGUCAUUUGAAGGAUGUUGGCACUGAACACGAAGCCAUCGUUGUUCACGGUUCUUACUCCUGGGUUGAUGAGAAGACUGGCGAAAAAUUCACCGUCACCUAUGUUGCUGAUGAAAACGGUUUCCAACCCGAAGGUGCUCAUUUGCCCAAACCCCAACAAUAAGUGUUGAACUCGUUGAAUUGUUGUAGAAUAUUUAAAUAAUUUAUUGUUUAUUUAAUAAAUAAAAUAGUAUAAUUAUUUAAUUGUAAUAAA